This is a messenger RNA of Aspergillus tubingensis, 921 nucleotides long. Its product is annotated as SRR1 family protein. Lineage: Eukaryota; Fungi; Ascomycota; Eurotiomycetes; Eurotiales; Aspergillaceae. Bases 1 to 921 code for a protein of 306 amino acids. The transcript is spliced from 2 exons. The record is from RefSeq and is a predicted model, not a curated record.
AUGCCCCACACCUCGCGCAAAAAACACCCUCACCCCAACAACACCUUACAAGCGCAAAAACGACUCCAAAUCACCGACGCCACUACCGGCUGGACGCAUGUCACCACCAGCGGCAAAGCGCGCCGCUGUGCGCGCACCACCAAAGACCAACAAUCACACCCACAAUCCCAAUCCCAAUCACCAACAACAAAAGAAGAUAAAGAAUCAUUAUUCCACCCCGCCGAAGCCCCACCCACCACCACCCUCGACUCCCUCAAAUCGCAAUUCACUCUGAUCCAACGCACAUGGAAAGAUUCAUCGACGUGCGAUGUGGUAGGGAGGACGCUUCACAAUAUCCUCCUUGCUCAAUUACAAUCACGAGAGUCGAAUACGGAUACACAACAAUCGCAUACUACAACAGAGAAGAAUAAGCAUAAUGGAAUAGGAACAGGGAUUGAUUCCAUCAUCUGCAUCGGUCUCGGCAGUCCGAGCGGAUUUCUUCGUGGAGGAUGGGUCGAUCGGCGAUUAGUUUCGCUGUAUCAGUUGGCGGCGUUGGUGGAUGUUGUUGCCUCUAUCUCUUCCUCAUCUUCUGCUGAUUCAACGAUCAAAACCUACGCUCAAGACCCUGUCUUCAAUACCCUCGAUACAUCUCUUCUUUCCUCCCUCGACAUCAUCGUCCUCGAAUCCCCCCUCGCCUUCGGAAAAGUAACUCCGCGUACAUUCCUCUUCUGUCCUGGUGCGGAGCGCACACAUCUUGAGCAGUUAUUGGCGCUGGAUCCGGCGUUUGUGUUUGGGGGACCGUUGGAAGAUGUCGAGUCGGAGGUGGUGGGUGCGUUUGUGAAGAGGAGAGGGUCCGUCAGGUUGCCGCUAUUUGAGGCGCAGGAACAUGCGUUUUGGAACAUGCGGGUUUAUUAUCCGUUGGAGAAGGAGGGGGAGGAGUAG